Molecule: messenger RNA, 3998 nt
Organism: Camponotus floridanus (Florida carpenter ant)
Lineage: Eukaryota; Metazoa; Arthropoda; Insecta; Hymenoptera; Formicidae
Product: proto-oncogene tyrosine-protein kinase ROS-like
Exons: 10
Coding region: 354-3929 (1191 amino acids)
Biological process (GO): multicellular organism development; positive regulation of kinase activity; regulation of TOR signaling
Cellular component (GO): membrane; signaling receptor complex
Molecular function (GO): protein binding; ATP binding; transmembrane receptor protein tyrosine kinase activity
Source: RefSeq, a predicted model, not a curated record
AAAGCUGAUAAUAAUUAUAUUCCUGUGUUCGCGAUACAAUCAAAUGAAUAUGUAAAAUUUUGCAUUGUCAUUUGUUCUCUUAAAAAAAUAGAAGUUAUUUACUUACUAGGAAUUCUCUAAUUUAAUCUUAAGAUAAAUACUGUGAUCGUGACCAUGAAGAGAAAUCUAAAAACAUAAUAUUAGAAAAUAAUAACUUGCUAUUCGUUAAAACUGACAUUUAAAGAAUUUAUCGAAAAUAUAUGUAUAUAUGUGAAUUAAUAUCAAUUCGAUUCAUACAUCAGAAUUAGUAGAUUGAGAAAAACAAUUAAUUGUGGAUUGAACGGAAACCGAUUGAGUGCAAACGUUUACGAAAAAUGCAAAUUAUGUUUGGAACAAUUUUAUGUGUUUUAUUGAACAGUUUAGUACUGACAAAGGCAACUAUCACGCCGAAGGAUGAUAACACUUCAAACAUCUUUCAGGAAGAAAGUAUUUCCAUAUAUCCGGAUUUAAAUUUCACGCAGAAUAUUUCAAUGUCCGAGAAAAAUUAUCAUCGUAUAUUAAAUUUUAAAUCUGUCCGGAGUCAUUCUGAUAGUACUGUGAGAAAUGAGCGAGAAGUCGAUGAAGUUACGCUUGCAAAUAUUUCUAUCAUCCCAGAAUCUAUCGAAAACAAUUUGAACAAGCCAACAUCUCUCAGAGCAUUUGUACAAUUCGACAGUCAAUUCACAGAAAAAGUAAACGACAUUUUUGUGAUAUUGAGAUGGAACCAACCUAACUUUUCCGAUGAAAUAAUACAAGGGUACACGGUGCAGUGUUUUUUCAUCGAGGAUUUAAAAGAGAUUCAAAUCUGUGAGGAUAGAAAUAUUACCACUACAGAAUUGGAGCACACGGUUCACAAUCUGACAUUUAACACGACAUAUUAUUUUCGAGUACGUGCGCAUACUAAAAUUGUUGCUGGACCUUACACGGAUUUAAUUAAUGUGUCGACUACACAUGAAAAUCCAAUACCUAAAUUAUUACUCAUAACAUAUGGAGAUAUCCAAAUAUGGGACGUGGAUUUAAACAUCAUUACUAAUUUAGUAAUGACGUCACACUCAGUAACAAAUGCCGUUUAUUCGAUACAAGAACAUAGAAUUUAUUGGAGUACCUGGGAAGGAGACCUAAUGACAUUGAAGAUUAAUGAAAAUAAUAUCACAAAAAUAGCUAGCUUUGAUCAUGAUAUACUCGUACAUGAUCUCUGCAUUGACUGGGUAGCAAGAAAUCUAUAUUUUACAUAUAAAGAGUAUGAUACAUCAGACUACUAUUACAUUCUAAAGUUCGACUUAACAAUGUCGGAAAAUGGCAUAAUUAAAUUUGAUCAGAUUUUCAAAUCAAAAUUUCGUAUUAGCUAUUUAGAAGUUUCACCGUCUAUGGGAAUUUUAUAUCACAUAUCAUACAAUUGGAUGAGUGGAAGACAUGUAAUGAUGAAAUAUCAUCUCGAUGGAAAAAACGAGCAAAUUGUUAAGAUAAAUGCUUCCCUAUUUUAUUAUAUUAUAUAUCCUUUCAGUAAUAUGAUAAUUGAUAACAUGAAUGAUGAAGAGUCGUUAAUUUACUGGUUAAAUGAUUGGAGUAUAAAUGUAACAGACAUUAAUAUUUCUAAGUUUAAUCAGAUUUUACACAAGAAAGACAUAAGUGAUGACAUCAAAUUCCAAUAUAUGACGAUUGACAAAACAAACAUUUACAUUUUAACAUAUAAUUCUCAAUAUAAUUCAUAUACCUUCCUCGUUUUGAAAAAGAAAUAUGCAAGUCUCAAGAACGUCCCAUAUGCAUACAAAUAUGUUAUAAAGAUACCAAUAAGCUCAGAUAAAAGUGAGUUUUUUAAAAACAUAUAUAUUUACGCUUUUGAUAAAUCUUCACAACCAUAUCCUCCAAUGAGAUGUCUGACAUUUGACGAAAAAGUUUAUAAUUUUGAGAAUGUGACUGCAACGACAAACAGCAUUAUUGUAAAUCUUCCGGAGCCAGUUGUAAAGAGUGGAUGCAAAAAAUAUAAUUUACCAACUACUAUAUAUACUAUUUUUGUAAGCCAUUGUUUAGACAACAACCUCAACAAGUCUGAAGAAUUCAAUGUGCCGCCAGGCGAGCGACAUUACAAGAUUCAGAACUUAACACCAUUUACAGAGUACAAGUUGAAGUUUACUUUAAGCAAUUUUUACUAUGAUCAAUUAUCAAUAAAUUCACUCGAUUCGAACGUGACACGAAUAAAAACUAAUUUGGGCAAACUUAAUGUACCAGAAAACAUAAGUGUUUUAGCUUUGACGCCUACUAUAGCAGUAGUUCAUUGGAUGCCACCCAAGAAAUUAAACUGCGUGGUUGUGACCUAUGAAGUACAUUGGAAAUUAGUGAACGACACGCAACAAGAGAAUAAACAAUUUAUCAUUGUGCCGAAACGUGUGGCAGACGGCAGAUUUUUCACAAAGAUUAACUUGUCGCUACCAAUACAAGAUUACUUGAUAUACGUGCGUGUGUAUCCAAGUAAUUUCAGCGAUUUCUACAACGAGAGUUUAAGCAAGAUCGAUCACAUAUACUCAGAACCAAACAAUAUUACUAUGAGCGAGGCCAACACAAAUAGCAUGGACAUUUCAUGGAUCUCAAACGUCAAUCUUACGGUCUUUCUUACACUAGAAUACAAGGAGAUUGCAACAGAAAAGUGGCAAACAACGAAUAAUUUUAAAAUGAAUUAUAACAAGGAAGUAAUAUAUCAUAUCGAAAAUUUACAGUCGGGAAAUUUAUACAAGUUUCGCUUGAUAUUGAGAUAUCCCGAAUAUAAGGAAACUUUUACAUGGCCGACUGAUGAAAGAUUUAUUUUUUCAACACGUGGUAGCAAACGUGAUAUUUCGGACACUCCUGGAAUAAUAGCGAAAAAAUAUUACUUAUUAUUGAUGUUAGGUUUUAUCGUUAUAGUUAUUAUAAUCUGCCUCUACUACUUUUAUUGUUUGUAUCGUCAACGCAGAGGGAAUAAUGAACAAUUUUUGUCUUCAACAAUGUCCGAUAUAGAAUUGGAGAUUCUACCGGAUGAAUGUGCGAUAACUAAAAUAGCACGUAAACAAAUUAGAUUUACAAAACAUAUUGAUACCGGCGCAUUCGGAAUGGUGUAUCAAGGAAAAGUGAAAAACUUAGAAAGUUCGGGCACAGAGAUAUCCGUUGCAAUAAAAACGCUUCGGAAAGAUGCUUCCUCCCAUGAGAAAAAGAGAUUGUUAAAAGAAGCCGAGCAUAUGAAUCGUUUUCGACACAAACAUAUAUUAAGAUUGUUGGGCGUUUGUUUGGAUGGAAUUUCUCCGUUUCUAGUGUUCGAAUUAAUGGAAACUGGUGAUUUGUCAAAAUAUUUGAGAGAUUGUCGAAAUUUGGAAGCGUCAGAUUCGCACGCUCUGCGUUUGCAAGAUUUGUUCGCCAUGUGCGAAGAUGUUGCGCGAGGUUGUUGCUACUUGGAAGAAUUGCAUUUCGUACAUAAAGAUCUAGCGUGUCGCAAUUGUUUAGUAUCUUCGAGAAAUCGCGAGAAUCGUAUUAUCAAAAUUGGAGAUUUUGGAUUAGCUAGAGAUAUCUACAAGAAUGAUUAUUAUCGCAUGAGAGGAGAAGAUUUGCUUCCUGUUCGCUGGAUGGCACCCGAAUCUUUGAUGAUCAGAACAUUUACUUCUCAAAGCGAUGUUUGGUCAUUUGGUGUUUUAAUGUGGGAAAUUACAUCGUUGGGUGAGCAACCUUAUAGUGCCAAGACUAAUGAGGAAGUGAUAUUUUAUGUAAUCGCUGAAAACAGGUUGCCGAUGCCUCUUAACUGUCCGUCACUAUUGUAUCAGUUGAUGGAACGUUGCUGGAGUGAAGCAGCGGCUGCUAGACCAAAUUUCGAAUUUUGUCUGAACAAUAUUAUAACAUUAAGAGAGAACAUAGAAGAUGCCUUACUGAGUCCAGUCGAUACUAUUUAGCUGAUAUUAUAAUUAAAUUAAUGUUUAUUUUCCAAAUGAUCCAGUAAAUCUUACUGUAGGAAAAGUAUU